Molecule: messenger RNA, 285 nt
Organism: Cavenderia fasciculata
Lineage: Eukaryota; Evosea; Eumycetozoa; Acytosteliales; Cavenderiaceae
Gene: cpiB
Product: cystatin A2
Exons: 2
Coding region: 1-285 (94 amino acids)
Cellular component (GO): cytosol
Molecular function (GO): cysteine-type endopeptidase inhibitor activity
Source: RefSeq, a predicted model, not a curated record
AUGGCAUUAGGAGGAGUCUCACAAGAAAUCAAGCAAGCUGAUAACGAAAUCAGAGAAAUCGUCAACAAGGUCAAGUCUGAAAUCGCUGAAAAGCUCGGAAAGACUGCUGAAGUUGAACCAAUCUCAUACAAGACUCAAACUGUUGCUGGUACCAACUACUUUGUCAAGGUCAAGGUUGCUGAUUCAUUUGCCCAUCUCAGAAUCUACAAGGAUCUCUCCCAAGCCGUCUCUCUCCACUCUGUCCAAGAUGGCAAGACCUCUGAAGACAACAUUGAAUACUUCUAA